Molecule: messenger RNA, 671 nt
Organism: Triplophysa rosa
Lineage: Eukaryota; Metazoa; Chordata; Actinopteri; Cypriniformes; Nemacheilidae
Gene: sf3b6
Product: splicing factor 3b, subunit 6
Exons: 4
Coding region: 136-513 (125 amino acids)
Biological process (GO): mRNA splicing, via spliceosome
Cellular component (GO): catalytic step 2 spliceosome; precatalytic spliceosome; U2 snRNP
Molecular function (GO): RNA binding
Source: RefSeq, a predicted model, not a curated record
AAGUACGUCAUCACGCUGCGCUGUCCAACAUUCCGAAGUGCGUAGCUGCUUUUGUGCUAGCUAUUCUCUACUACUGCGUGUGGAUUAUUAACAUUUCUUCGCAUAGUUUGAGUUUUCGCUUUAAAAGAUCCAGCCAUGGCGAUGCAAGCGGCGAAACGAGCGAAUAUUCGUUUACCUCCAGAGGUAAACAGGAUAUUGUACAUACGUAAUCUCCCAUACAAGAUCACAGCAGAGGAGAUGUAUGACAUCUUUGGGAAGUAUGGGCCAAUUCGUCAAAUCAGAGUUGGGAACACACCAGAAACCAGAGGAACUGCAUACGUCAUAUAUGAGGACAUCUUUGAUGCAAAAAAUGCCUGCGACCAUCUAUCUGGGUUCAACGUCUGCAACAGAUACUUAGUUGUAUUGUAUUAUAACCCAAACAGGGCUUUCCAAAAAAUGGACACAAAGAAAAAGGAGGAACAGCUGAAACUUCUCAAAGAGAAAUACGGCAUAAACACAGAGCCAGCAAAAUAGUCAACAUCUGUUGUUCCGUUGUUCUGUCUUUUGUUCACUUGUCCCCAUUAAGUAAUAAUGCAAAUAGAUGAUCUGCUCAUUCUUUGGACUGGAGUUUUGUUAUAUAUUGACUCAUUUUUUUAUCAGUGAGGUUUUUUGUUGUUAAUAUCACAUACAUG